Molecule: messenger RNA, 1875 nt
Organism: Dovyalis caffra
Lineage: Eukaryota; Viridiplantae; Streptophyta; Magnoliopsida; Malpighiales; Salicaceae
Source: the annotation of a GenBank genome assembly
AUGGCGGAUCAAGAAGAAGAGGACUUGAGAAUGGCUCUUAGAAUGAGCAUGCAAAACUCGCCACCUGAACCCAAGCGGAGCAAGCCGAGGGACGCUGGAACUCCUGCGGCGUCACCGGAGGAGUCGAGGCGGAUGCAGCGUGAGAAAAUGGCAGCAGCCGCUGAGAAGCGGAUGCUCGCGACGAGAAUUGCCUCCCCUUCUCCUUCCUUGUCACCUUCGCCUUCUCCGUCACCUUCGAAAGCAACGGUUGAGAGAAGUCCUGGUAAAAGUGCUGAUUUUGUUAGAAAAGAGGUGGAUUUUGGUGUGAAGGAGGGGAAUUCGGGAGAGCAAUUAUCGAGUGAAGAAGCUAAUGAGUUGUUUUCCAUGGUAUUUGGGAGCGGUGUUUCUAAGGACAUCCUUGCUCAGUGGAGUAAUCAGGGCAUAAGGUUUAGUCCUGAUCCAGAAACAUCUAUGGGCCUAGUGCAGCAUGAAGGUGGGCCCUGUGGCGUCUUAGCAACUAUACAAGCAUUUGUUCUCAAAUACCUUCUUUUCUUUCCAAAUGAAAUAGGCACAGUUACAUCAAAUGUGCCGCAAAAUUUGGGCUCUGGAAGAUUGUCUAAAAGUCAAUAUGUUGCACUGGAUAAUUUUGGUUCUCUUACCGAAGAAGCAAAAGCAAGGGUAAUGACUUCAUAUCUUAGAGCCCUGGUCAAAAGCAUGGGUGAAAUAUUGUUUAUGUGUGGAGAUAAUAAAAGAGCUGUGAUUGCCACUUUGAAUGUUGUUGGCCUUGGCACUGGGGGCUUUGCAGAGAACAAGACUGUUGCAAAAGCACUCGAGGGCCUUUCAAUUGAAUCUGCUUCUGAUUUGCAAAAAAUUCUAAGAAUCGACUCAUAUACGUCACAAGCAAGUGCAUUGCAGAAACUCCAUAUGGCACUUCCUGUUUUCCAAUCUCGUAUGGGGGCACUGCUGUUCCUUAUUUCUGCGUUACUGUCCCGAGGAUUGGACUCAAUUCAAGCUGACAGGGAUGAUCCCAGCCUUCCCCUAGUUACUGCACCUUUUGGGCAUGCUUCACAGGAAAUUGUGAACCUUCUGCUUUGUGGACAGGCUGUACCUAAUGUUUUUGACGGUAGGAUGGACUUUGGUGGAGGCAUGUUUCUAAAGGGUAUAUCGACAAGCGUGGAAGUUGGAUUUCUCACCCUAUUAGAAUCUCUCAAUUUUUGCAAGGUUGGCCAGCAUCUAAAAUGCCCCAAAUGGCCAAUAUGGGUUGUUGGGAGUGAAUCCCACUAUACAGUUAUAUUUGCUCUGAACACCACUGUUCAGGACGAGAAUGAGCUAGAAGAAAGAGAGUCACAGAUUCGAAGGGCAUUUGAUGCACAAGAUCAGAGCGGUGGCGGUGGCUUUAUCAGUGUCGAAGGCUUCCAUCAAGUACUUAGGGAAGCGGGUAUUAGGCUUCCAUCCGAGAAACUUGAUCACCUUUGCAGCACUGGCUUUAUUGUAUGGAGCGAGUUCUGGCAAGUUAUUUUGGAUUUAGACAAAAGUUUGGGAGGCCUUAAGGAUUCAAGCGGGUUGAUGGGUAAGAAGGUGUUUGAUCUUUACCAUUUUAAUGGGAUUGCAAAAUCUGAUUUAAAUGGAAGCCAUACAACAUCUGGGGGUGAAACACCAGUUCAGAGACCUAGGCUCACAAAACUGAGGGUUUCAGUUCCACCAAGGUGGACCCCUGAGGAAUUCAUGGCAGACGUGGUAGUGACUUCUGGCUCUGGUGGGAACGAAUCAAGUGGUAAAGACGCUGAGGUGACAAAACCUCAGCCUUCUCAGCAUGCACCAUUAGUGGACUGUAUUAGAACACGCUGGUCUCGUGCAGUUUGCAAUUGGGUGGGGGAUCCACCUAGUAUAGUGUGA